GUUUCACUUUCAUCAAAUUCUGCAGUCAAUUAUCAAAUACAAAAUUUACUUGUCAGGAACUUUAAAAAUAUUAGGGGGAUAUAUCAUUUGUGAUGCAAUAUUGGUAGGGGGGUAAUGAUAUUCAUGUCGAAACUCAAUGUGUGUUAAAAGUUUCAUUUGCAUUACUAUUAGUCUUCGGUAUCUUAUCUUAAAAUAAUAACUUAGUGUAAGUGAAAUCGAUAAAGUCAUUGCCUUAAAAUAAAAGCUGCUAACAGAAAAACCGUAAUUACUAAAAGAAAUUAUCAGUGAAUUUUUCUAUACCUUGAAUGCUAUUUUCUACAAUGACUAAUUUAAUUGAACAAAGUUAUGAUGAUAAAAAAAUAUCCCUUAUCAAGGACACUAAAAUUGAGAUAAUCGAUUACGAAAAAGGAUCCAAGACACUUCAAUUCCUCGCGACUAUUGCUGCAAACAUAUGUGUGAUGGCUGGCGGCGCAAUGAUUGUCUGGUCAAAUCCAGUUCUGUUGAUGCUCAGCGAAAAUCCAGCAAAUGAAGAAAAUCCUCUGGGUCGGCCGAUCAGUGCAGAAGAGACAUCUUGGAUCGGAACACUGCCCGCGACUGGUGCACUGAUCGGAAGUUUUUUUCCAGGAUAUUUUGCUGAAAGAUGGGGGAGACGGACAACUUUAUUGGCCAGCAUCAUACCAUCAAUGAUAAGUUGGACACUGACUGGUACAGGAAAAAGUAUAGGAGUCCUCUGUGCGGGAAGAUUUAUUUCAGGUCUAGUGAUUGCUAUUGCAUUUAACAUAACUCCAAUGUACUGUGGGGAAAUUGCGGAGACUUCGAUUCGAGGGGUACUUGGUGCAUUUUUUCAAGUAUCUAUUACUCUUGGUCAGAUAUUUGCAUUUAUUAUUGGUCCAUGUGUUUCUUACACCCAUUACUGGAUCGCUUGUGCUGCAUUACCGAUGGCUUUCUUCGUUCUCUUCUUACCCAUGCCGGAGUCUCCGCACUAUCUGGCAGCGAAAGGUCGGACAGAGGAUGUCAUCAAAGUGCUGGCAAGGCUGCGCGGAAAGAGCGAAGAUGCUGUGCAAAAUGAAGCGCAUGAAAUUAAGGCAUAUGUUCAAAAAACUUACUUUAAAAAAGCGACGACCAUGGACUUGUUUAAAGCCAAGUCUAAUUUGAAAGCACUAUUUAUUACAUGUGCAUUAGUAACUUUUCAAGAGAUCAGCGGAAUCGGUGUAGUCAUUAGUUACUCAGGACUUAUAUUUGCGAGUGCUGGAAAUUUCGGUAUCAGCGCUUCACUGGAAACUAUUAUUGUAGGAGUAGUUCAACUAAUUGGUUCGUGUGUGAACCCACUGAUUGUCGACCAAUUGGGACGUAAGAUCCUAUUGAUCAUUUCUGGUACAGGAUCCGCUCUAAGUCUUGGAGCGCUCGGACUCUUCUUUUAUCUCAAAGAUGUAGCAAAAAGUGAUGUUAGUGGCAUUGGUUGGUUACCAUUAACUUCAAUGAUUAUAUACAUCGCAACUUAUAGUGUUGGAUUGGGUCCCCUUCCUUGGACGAUUACGGUCGUUGUGAGCAAAUAUUUUAUAAAUAUUGCUACGGCAUUUGGUCAUUACUCGGCAUUUUGGAUUUUCAGCUGUUUUUGCAUUCUCAGUAUUUUUUUUACUAUAUUCGUUGUACCAGAAACUAAGGGAAAAUCAUUACAAGAAAUUCAAAACGAACUUAGUGGCAAAGCUCAUUAAUAGAUAAUUAGUUUUUAAGAAAAUUAUCUUUAGGUUGUUGUCGUGUAGAAAGAUUUUAACAAGACUUUACGUGAUUGUUAAUUGAUUAGUUACAAAUAAGGUAAAAGACCAGGUACCCGAUCAAGGAACUAAUACUCGAUCUCUCUAUGUAUUGCUAUAUCUAUAUUUAGUAAAAUUUAAUAAAUACAGUCGAACUCCAUUAACUUGGAUUCCAUUAUCUAGGAACUUCCCCCUGAAUCUUGACCCCCACUGUCUCCUACCCGGUAUAUACAUGCACCUUACAUGUAUGUAAGAGCGCAUGCGCUGUAGUUUCCUUUCUAAGGGAGAAGGGGCAUCCAUUAAGUAGAAAAUUUCUAUUAAUUUCCGCUCCUCCGUAGACUAACUAUCCGAGUUAAUGGAAUUCGACUGUACAGACAUACAAAUACAUGAGUAAUCGGGUACUAGGUCUCUUACAUACGUACGCAAGGUUUUCUACAUGUAACAGAUCUAUUGAUAAAGGCUCAGACAAAAUUUUGCCCGAAAAACUUUUGAAUCGAACUAUCACAGAACUGCCUCAAAUAAAACAAUAAAUUUAAAUCUAAAAAAACUUAUGAUAAACAAUUUAUAUAAUUAGUUAAAGUUUUGCGUAUUUAUUAAACUUUAAUGCUAGUGGACUAGCAGAAGCGUGUGUGCUUCAUACAACGGCAAAUAUAAUUAUCUCACAUAUUUUUCAU
This is a messenger RNA of Microplitis demolitor, 2428 nucleotides long. Its product is annotated as facilitated trehalose transporter Tret1-like. NCBI's taxonomy places the organism in Eukaryota, Metazoa, Arthropoda, Insecta, Hymenoptera, Braconidae. The record is from RefSeq and is a predicted model, not a curated record. Gene Ontology annotation, biological process: carbohydrate transport; transmembrane transport. Gene Ontology annotation, molecular function: sugar transmembrane transporter activity. Gene Ontology annotation, cellular component: membrane. The coding region runs from base 306 to 1715 and encodes 469 amino acids. The transcript is spliced from 6 exons.